This is a messenger RNA of Triticum turgidum subsp. durum (durum wheat), 1131 nucleotides long. The record is from the annotation of a GenBank genome assembly. Lineage: Eukaryota; Viridiplantae; Streptophyta; Magnoliopsida; Poales; Poaceae.
AUGCGGGAAAUGCUCGAUCCUCCGCCGCGCCGCGGCCCGGCCUUCAAGACGAAGCUGUGCGCGCUGUGGAGGCGCGGCCCCUGCCCCCGCGGCCCCUCCUGCGGCUUCGCCCACGGCGAAGGCGAGCUCCGCACGCCGCCUCCCCACUCCACCUUCCCGCCGCGCGCUGGACCUGGGGGGCGAGAUCAUAGAAUUCAUGAAUUUAGAGGCAGGCCUGAGAGAAGAAACUCACCCCGGCGGAGGUAUUCCCCUGACAGAGAUACCAGAGGCCAUUUGUUUCGUAACAAGAUGCCACCACAUUCUCGAGGAUCUAGUCAAUCAAGAUCUCCCAUCAGGAAGAGUGAGAGAAGGCCUAAGAAGAAAGUUGAUGGUGAUAAAAGUGAUUCAUCAGGAAGUUUCAACACCUCUGAAAAUGAAGAUAGAAAAAAAGAUGACAUACAUUCCAGCAGUGAUGAGAAGGAUGACGGCGAAGCAAAGCUGAAACAAAUUGCACUGGAUAUGAAAGCAUUGCAUGAAGAUAAAUCUAAACUACAGACGAUAUUGGACAAGAAAAUCGACGAAGCAGGCAUACUUUCUGGCAGAGUAGAUGAUCUUGAAUCACAGUUGAACAAAGAGAAAGAAGAUUGUGAAAGGAUGACCUCCAAAAUAAAGAAACUCAUCAAAGCAUAUGGGCGUUACGUGAAAGCACAGGAUGAUUUAAAAAGGUCUCAAGGCCGUUUUGAGAGGUUGGCUGAUUCGCUUGCUUCUGAUUCCUUGAAAUCUGGUACCAAAGAACAAGGGUCGAGUGUGAAUGCUGGUAAUGAUGACCCAUAUAAUGCUUAUGAAAUGAGCCCAGAUGAUCAGCGACAGAAGAAUGGUUCAGCAGCUAGAAAAAGAUCUGCUGCCCUUUCAACAAGCGAAGAAGAAAAAACUGGAAAGAAAAGGAGAGUGAAUGGUGACGAUAUGAUCCACGUGUCAGGGAAAUAUAGAUCAGAAGAUGCUCUGGAGUCUUUGAAAAAUAGCAAAGGAACUGAAUCUCUGAAGAAAUUAGGGGAUGAUGACAAUAAUGACGAACUAAAUGUCAUUUCUUCUGGCAAUGAUUUUACAGACAGGUACAAUGGCAACGAGGAGGAUGAUCCUGUGGACUUGUAG